ACAUUCAUCUUUCAGCACUACUGUCUCGCGAGAAAACUUCUUUCAUUGUUUUGUAACUAAGCGGUGUCACUCCUCAAAGCUACACAAGCUAGCUCAUCCUGAAAUUCUCAGACAACCUGAGCUCAGCUAGCGCUGAGCUGAGCUCCAUGGCGUCCAAGGACCAAACCGCAUCCUCGUCGGAGACGACGACGGCGGUGGCGGAUGAUACCUCCAGCCAACAAGACGCACCGCCCCACCCGCUGCAGGUGACUUCGCCGGAUUCUUCGUUGCCGUCGCCGUCGCCGCGGCAACGCCGGUGCGUGGCGGCGUACAUGGACCUGACGCGGGAGGAGUGCGGCCGCCUCUUCCCGUCGGGGCGGCUCCGCUCGCAGCCGCUCCGCCUCGCCGGGCGGCCGUUCUACCUCACGGCGCGCUGCAACAUGGACCAGCGGGACACCUUCCGCUGCUUCGGCCUCUUCCUCGCCAUGGAGGUCGACGACGAGGAGGAGGAAGAGGAGGGCUCGCCGUCGCCGGCGGCGAGCGUCACCGUGGAAUACGACUUCGCCGCGAGGACGAGGCAGCAGUCAGGGGAUGAGUUCGUCAGCAUGUACAAGGGGCACUACACCUUCGCCGCCGGGAAGUCGUGUGGAUACCGGAAUCUGCUUGGGAUGCCAUGGGCGUCGUUCAUGGGUGAUGGUGGUGGUGACAGCGUGUUCUUCAUCGAUGGGGUGCUGCACUUGAGGGCUGAAUUAUGUGUCAAAGAAGAUGCUUAAUUAGAUCGAUCGAAUUAAUAUGGAUAUAUUGUACGGCGUUCGUGAAUUGAGAAUGCUUCAUAGCCUUUUGAAAA
Molecule: messenger RNA, 826 nt
Organism: Oryza sativa Japonica Group (Japanese rice)
Lineage: Eukaryota; Viridiplantae; Streptophyta; Magnoliopsida; Poales; Poaceae
Product: BTB/POZ domain-containing protein POB1
Biological process (GO): response to red light
Cellular component (GO): nucleus
Source: RefSeq, a predicted model, not a curated record